AUGGGUUCUCCAAUGCUUUUACUGGAACUAUUCCUGACAGCAUUUCUAGGUAUAAUUCCCCCAUCCAUCUCUAACUGUUCCUCUCUUGAAUAUCUGGACUUGUUUAAUAAUCAACUACAUGGUGAACUUCCAAGGACACUAGGAGCAUUGUCCAACCUUCAUCUCCUUUGGGUUCACAUUAAUGUACUCUCGGGUACGAUUCCCCCAUCCAUCUCUAACCUUUCCUCACUUCAAAAAUUGGUGUUGUCUAAUAAUCAACUACAAGGGGAACUUCCAAGGAGAUUAGGAGCAUUAUACAACCUUCAAUACCUUUGGGUUUCCGUAAAUUUACUCUCGGGUACGAUUCCCUCAUCCAUCUCUAACAUCUCUUCUCUUCAAAGUGUGAACUUGGCUAGUAACCAACUACAAGGGGAACUUCCAAGGAGCUUAGGAACAUUGUCCAACCUUCAAUUCCUUUGGGUUCCCUCAAAUGUACUCUCGGGUACGAUUCCUCCAUCCAUCUCUAACCUCUCCUCUAUUCAAUCUUUGAUCUUGAUGGAAAACCAACUACAUGGAGAACUUCCAGUGGAAUUAGGGGCAUUACGUAGCCUCGAGUGGCUUCAAGUUUCCUCUAAUAGUUUAAGUGGUACAAUUCCCCCAUCCAUCUUCAACCUCUCCUCCCUUCAAACAUUGCAGUUGUCUUACAACCAAUUACAAGGAAGUAUUCCAUCAGAUAUAGCCUUCACACUUCCUCAAUUACAAGCUCUAAUCCUUUAUAAUAAUCAUUUGUCCGGACUAGUACCAAUAUCCUUACUAAAUCUCACAAACCUUCAAAAUAUUGAGUUGGAGAAUAACAACUUCACAGGCAACAUCCCAACUCAUUUUGGACAACUCCAUAACCUACAAUACCUUGGACUUGAGCAAAAUAAUCUAGUGGGUGACAUCAACGCUAUAAUAUACUACUGGAAAACUUGA
Molecule: messenger RNA, 954 nt
Organism: Spinacia oleracea (spinach)
Lineage: Eukaryota; Viridiplantae; Streptophyta; Magnoliopsida; Caryophyllales; Amaranthaceae
Product: probable leucine-rich repeat receptor-like protein kinase At1g35710
Exons: 2
Coding region: 1-954 (317 amino acids)
Molecular function (GO): protein binding
Source: RefSeq, a predicted model, not a curated record